AUGGCUUCCUCGCUCCGUCCUCAAUUCUUCUGUACCCGCCCAAAUGGUACCUUCACUCCGCUUAUCGCUGUUGAUGAAUUGCCUCCUCACCUCUCAAUUCGCGGGGUUCCUCGUGUCCUGUCCCCCAAUGAGACUCAAGGAAUGACAAGCUUGGGUACUGUGAAUUCAAGGACUCAAUCCUACAUCGUCGAGGGCAUGGCGCCAGCCUCAAACCGUGCGUCAUCGACCAACGCAAACGGCCAUCGUUCUCGAGACUAUGACUUACAGACUGCACUCAUGAGACUUGCUUCCGAUGAAAACAUUCCAGCAAAUCAUCGUUUGGCUCUGAGUGCUUUGCUGCAGCAGGGGGUGACUCAAAACUGGUCAGUGACCAAUACUGCCAGCAGUGGAUGGAUGGUCCCUAGUGUCAGCGGUGCUUCUGGCGGUGGCUCGAGACAGAGUAAUCAUUUCGGUGCGAAAAAAGAAUACUGCUCUUACUGGAUCCGGCAUGGCGAGUGUGACUACCAACAACAGGGAUGUCUUUAUAAGCAUGAGAUGCCUAGAGAUCUGGCAACCUUGGAGAAGCUUGGUCUUCGUGAUAUUCCCCGCUGGUUUCGUGAAAAAUACGGUAUUCCCAGCCUUCUCCCAAGCGGACACGGUCAUCCCCGGGCCCACGGUAGUCAUGGGCAGCACUGGAAAGACGACACAGUGGAUCGCGGCGGAGUAAAGUCGAUUCAGUACCCCCCACAACUGGAGCUGAAUGGGGUGGUCGAUGCUUCUGACGCGGAGAAAAAUGCCAAGCAGAAAAGCCCUAGCUAUGCCCCCUCACAGCAGCAUUCUAUGGGCCUUCCCGGUCCUUCUCGCUCUGCGUUUCCCGGUGGGAGCUCACCAAAGGUCUCAAUCAACCAGAGACAUGGACAUGGACCCAAGCACGGCCCCAAUCAGCAUAGCUCGAUUGCGAAGAGAAUUGACCUUUUGUCGUUCGACCCUCUCCCGGAGUACCCAUCCCUGAAUGCGGUGGGCGGCGGUAGCAUUGGUGGAUUGAAUUAUCCGACUUCUAGAGAGGAUGUUACUGUCGACAACGCUGAUAGGGCGCAGCAUGAGUUCGUCCGCAACAUUCAAUCUCUCAUGCCUACCUCGGCAGCCGCGCACACGGAGUACUUGCCCGGACCAUUUGAGCCGGCCAGCGCAGGUCAGAAUCGUCCCAAGAAGAUGCAGAAGUCCCGCCGUUUGUAUCAACCUCGAUCUCAGGUUAGUGAGCCUGAGGCCAGCUUCGACAGCACCGAACUCGACUCUUUCAAAAGUAUACAAGAUCCUGCGACCGCAUCCUCGAGCGUGGCGUCUCCGACCUCCAAGGACACUGCUGGCUCCCAGCUGGCAAGUCCCGUCGCCGGUCCUACUCAAGCGGGUGCCUCCGAACCUCCCACUCGUGGCGCCUCCCCGUCUGGACACUCGGGCUCUUCUUCCCUUGAUUCUGAAUGCAGUCCGCUUGUUCUUCGUGCCCAGGUCAAUGAGAACGAGUACAGAUCCAUUCCAAGCCCAAUUGGAAGCAAGAGAGUUCAUCGCAAGAAGUCCGUAGGGACUUCAAACGUUGAUUUCUUCAAGCUCACCAUAGGACAUGGAAAGUAA
Molecule: messenger RNA, 1608 nt
Organism: Aspergillus tanneri
Lineage: Eukaryota; Fungi; Ascomycota; Eurotiomycetes; Eurotiales; Aspergillaceae
Exons: 3
Coding region: 1-1608 (535 amino acids)
Molecular function (GO): metal ion binding
Source: RefSeq, a predicted model, not a curated record